This is a messenger RNA of Xenia sp. Carnegie-2017, 711 nucleotides long. Its product is annotated as protein ALP1-like. Bases 1 to 711 code for a protein of 236 amino acids. The transcript is spliced from 2 exons. The record is from RefSeq and is a predicted model, not a curated record. Lineage: Eukaryota; Metazoa; Cnidaria; Anthozoa; Malacalcyonacea; Xeniidae.
AUGUCUCGAGUUUCCAUUGACAGACUAGCCGAAGAAUUAAGACCCUACAUCCAAGGGGAAAAAACUAUCAUGAGAUCUCCUGUUGAUGUGUUGACCCAAGUUGCUAUCACACUAUAUUAUCUCAGUGAUGAAGGUCGUAUGAGAAAGACUGCAAAUGCGUUUGGAAUUUCUCGACAGACCGUUUCCAAAAUUGUGAGAAAGUGCUUGGGUGCAAUUGAUGGAACACACAUUCCAAUAAAGCAGCCACGACAAAAUCCUACUGACUAUAUUAACCGAAAAGGUACUUACAGUUUGAAUGUGCAAGCUAUAUGUGACCAUAAAUACUGUUUUAUGGAUGUGGUUGUGAAAUGGCCUGGAAGUGUGCAUGAUGCAAGGGUGUUUUCAAAUUCCAGCCUAAACCAAUUGUUCAAGAAUGGCAAGAUACCACCAUGUCAACGCAAGAUUUUAACUGAUGAAGAUCCAGUUCCUAUUUUUAUAUUAGGCGACCCUGCAUAUCCAUUAAUGCCAUACUUGAUGAAGGAGUAUUCAAAUGGUGGGUCUAAUCAGCAGGAACAGUAUUUCGGUAUGACUUUGUGCCAAUCAAGGAUGGUCAUUGAAUGUGCUUUUGGUAGACUCAAAGCUCGUUUUGCAGCUUUAAAGCGUCCAAUGGAUAUUAAUCUUGAUGAGCUACCUUUGUGGUGUAUGCAUGCUUUGUACUACAUAAUUUUGUGA